Molecule: messenger RNA, 456 nt
Organism: Lasiosphaeria miniovina
Lineage: Eukaryota; Fungi; Ascomycota; Sordariomycetes; Sordariales; Lasiosphaeriaceae
Exons: 2
Coding region: 124-456 (110 amino acids)
Source: RefSeq, a predicted model, not a curated record
GUUUCAUUCGUUCUUUUUCUCUUUGCUGUCGCCGGCCGGCCGGUUUUUUACUGACGAUCUAUUUCCUUGUCUUCAUCGAUACCCUAUUUCAACUACCAGUCCUCCCUCUGCGCCUCAGCCAAGAUGAAGUUCUCCAUUGCUGCCGUCCUCGUUUCCCUCCUCGCCGCGGGCAACGCCCUCGUCAUCGAGGACCCGCACAUGACACCGGUGCGCCGCGACGUGCUGCUGCUGGAGCGCCAAAACGCAAACAACGGCCGCCCCGUGUCCAACGGCGCUUGCUGCAUCGCCAACACCAGCAAGAAGCAGGACGUGUGCACUGUCAACGGCCAGCAGGGCAAGUGCGUGCCUGCGAACACGGCUGGCUGCAACGCCAAGUUGACCUGCAUCAGGAACGCCGCGCUCACAUGCAAUAACAACGUCCUGGAGAACGGCAGGCCCCUGUGCCGGCCUAAAUGA